AGAGAGAGGGAGAUAGAGCAAAGCGGACGGAAACCGCCCGCCCUCCCCGAAACCCACCUCCCACCUCUUUGCGAGAGCGAACGAAGGAAGCCGAAAACGGAUCGAUAUAAAGAUUAGAGUAGGACUGAUACGAUUUAAUCCCCACUAAACCCCUCCAAAAAAAGAAUUUAAUACAGGCAUGGAGUCGGCGUUGAAUGCUUCCCCUCACCUCCACCGCCUCCUCCUUUCUCGUUUCCGCGCUCCCUCCUCCCCUCCGCGGAAACUCCGAUCUUUUCUAAUCCUCUGCUCCUAAAUUCUUAUGCUCCCAUUUUUUUUCCCAGAAAUUUUUUUGUUCCGUUUCGAUCUUGAUGCUAAAAUUCUGAGAAGAAAUCGAAGAUGGAGGGGUGGAGAAGACUUGGAAUGAAGUCGCUGCAGCUGGUGGUGUUGUUGGUGUGGUUAACGCUCGAUCUUUGCGCUUCUAUCAAUGAUGAAGGGAGGGCGCUGUUGAGGUUUAGAGAGAGGGUGGAGUUGGAUCCAUAUGGAGCUCUGGCGGACUGGAAUGAAGAGAUCGGGGACGAUCCGUGUUCUUGGUUCGGGGUUCAGUGUUCCGGUGGAAGAGUCGUGGCUCUGAAUUUGGAAGAUCUUGGUCUCAAGGGAACACUUGCACCUGAACUUGGAAAGCUCAUUCACAUGAAGUUGCUUAUUUUACGCAAUAAUUCAUUUUCUGGAAUCAUCCCUAGAGAGGUAGCACAAUUGCAAAAUUUGGAGGUAUUGGACUUGGGACACAAUAAUCUCAGUGGACCACUUCCAUGUGAUCUUAAUAAUAUUUUGUCCUUGAAAAUCCUUAUACUUGGAAGCAACAGGUUUAUAGGUAGUACACCAGGAAAAUUCCUUGAGCUUAAUAUUCUCCCUAAGCUCCAAAUGGAUGAAAACCUGUUAUCUUCGAACAAAGGAUCUAUUACAAGGAAUGUUCAGAAUGCAACCAUACGGAAACUUCAGCAGAUAGGCAGCAAAGACAAAAAAAAACAACAUAAAAAUGGAGAAAAUCUGCCGGAAGUUUUCAGUUCACCGACACCAGCACAUGAAAGCAGACAGCAUAAAGAUGGACAGAAUCGGGCAAAAGAUUUUGCUUCACCAGCAUCAGCACCAUCUCCUGUGUCUUCAAAGCUGCAGUUGUCACCAUUCAUGUCACGUUUCUUCCCCCCGUCCUACCCACCAGGAAUUUCACAAUCACCAAUGACAUCAACACCAUCAAUCUCCAUUCCACCAUCUCCAUUUAGUCAAUUUCCAACACUUGCGCCCUCACCUUCACCUUCACCAGCUAUUGAGCCACCAUCCUCAAUACCAGAGCAUCAGCGCAACUUUGAUGCAGCACCACCUUCUAGCUCUGUUCCAAAUCCCUCUUCCUCUGUGAGUCCUUCACCAUCAGCUGCAGUAGAUACAGUAAAACAUGCAACUUCCUGGACCAUCUAUGUGUCAAUAGCAGGAGCAGUUUCCUUUCUUGCAAUAUGUGCAGUGUAUGUUCUUUGCUGCCGAGUCAACAAGGUUGUCACCGUCAAACCUUGGGCAACAGGCUUAAGCGGACAGUUGCAGAAAGCAUUUGUGACAGGUGUACCAAAACUCAAACGAGCAGAACUGGAAAUAGCUUGUGAAGACUUCAGCAAUAUAAUUGGCUCUUUACCAGAUUGCAUGUUAUACAAGGGAACAUUGUCAAGUGGAGUUGAAAUAGCAGUGAUAUCUAGUGCAGUUACAUCUGCAAAGGAUUGGUCAAAACCGUCGGAGUCCCAAUUCCGGAAGAAGAUCAUGACACUGUCGAAAGUGAAUCACAAGAAUUUUGUGAACUUGCUUGGGUAUUGUGAAGAAAGACAGCCUUUCACCAGGAUGAUGGUGUUUGAGUAUGCUCCAAACGGAACACUUUUCGAGCAUCUGCAUAUUAAAGAAGCAGAGCAUUUGGACUGGGCUAUGCGGCUAAGGAUAGCCAUGGGAAUAGCAUACUGUCUAGAGCACAUGCAUCAGCUUAACCCCCCUUUCAUUCUCAGAAAUCUGGACUCAACUACCAUCUAUCUUACCGAUGAUUAUGCUGCCAAGAUCUCAGAUCUUGGAUUUUGGAAUGAAGCAAAGGGAACCGAGCCAGUGCCUGAAAAUUCAAGUCCCUUGGCACCAUUGUCGGACCUAAAGAGCAUCAUGUACAGUUUUGGUGUAAUACUGUUGGAGAUAUUAUCUGGCAGACUUCCAUUUUCUGAGGAUGGCUCACUAGAAAAAUGGGCUUCAUGUUAUUUAAAUGGGGAGAAGCCCCUUAAAGAUAUGAUUGAUCCAAGCCUUGUAUCUUUUCAUGAAGAAAGUGUCAGCGCACUGCAUGAGGUGAUACGAUCCUGCACUAAUCCAGAGCCAAAUGAGCAACUGACAAUGGCAGAGGUGGCAAGCCGAUUGAGAGACAUCACGGCAAUGCCACCAGAUGGAGCAACUCCAAAAGUGUCACCAUUGUGGUGGGCUGAGCUCGAGAUUAUUGCUUCAGAGGCUAACUGAAAUCGAAAAAGUUAGCCUUGUUUGUGUGUAGAUAUUCUUUUGUUUCGUUUAUUCUUUUUUUUAAUUAUUUUUUCUUUCAAAAACUCUGUGUUAGCUGUUUGUAUCUAAUGGCAUGGCAGACAUAUGUACAGGCUAGAAAUAGGGGGAGUUGGCUGCGGUUUGUUAUAGUGUGUUUACUGUGCAAAGAUGGGGCUUGUUCAUAUCUCUGGAGAAUGCUUUGGAUUGGUAUGGAUAUUGCUCGUGGAAUGAAUAAAAGAGGGAAAUUUUAGUUUGGCUUCUCUUUUGCCAUUUCA
Molecule: messenger RNA, 2798 nt
Organism: Phoenix dactylifera (date palm)
Lineage: Eukaryota; Viridiplantae; Streptophyta; Magnoliopsida; Arecales; Arecaceae
Product: protein MALE DISCOVERER 2
Biological process (GO): protein phosphorylation
Molecular function (GO): protein binding; ATP binding; protein kinase activity
Source: RefSeq, a predicted model, not a curated record